Molecule: messenger RNA, 7354 nt
Organism: Notodromas monacha
Lineage: Eukaryota; Metazoa; Arthropoda; Ostracoda; Podocopida; Cyprididae
Source: the annotation of a GenBank genome assembly
AUGUACUCUCUGCCGACUGACGAAACAAAAUUUGGGCUGUGCUUGAAGCUGUUACGUUGCUUGUAUAAUUUCCAUGGUGUCUCCAAAAUACUUGAGUUCGCCGCCCGUCUGAGUGGCGACGGGAAACGAUUUGAGAAGAUCAUUCACAGAACUGGUGCGAUCUCAAUAUAUGACCGUGAGAACCAUCGACGGCUGGUUGCUUGCCUAUCUGUGAAGAAUUUUGAACAUGUUGCAGAUUUAAAAAAUGUGAAAGAAGUACUAGCCCUCCAGCAGCCGAAUUUUCAGAUACCUCAUUUUCGGAUCUCACAGAAGUCCUCCAACGACGACUGGUCCUCGUACCACAGACAGAAGUUCACCAUGCUACGAUAUCAGGACGAAGAUUUCGAACUUGACGUAUCUUCGCGUCAUGGGAUCCAUGUUUUGCGCCAUUCUAAAAGGAACUUCACCCCUGAUCCCGUUUCGUCAUUUUUUCUCACCGAGCGGCUUUGCUCAACGGAUCCUGAAGUUGUGCGCGAUUCCAUUAGCUUAUGUAACCUUUCUCCUUGGCAAACAGAAUUGCUCUCUGCGUUUAAAACGCGACGUUCAAAAGCACCCGAAGAUUGUCGUGAUUACUGUUUUUCUCGCGCUGAAAAGCUUCACCGAGCUGAAAUAAUUCAGUUUGGCAUUGAUCAGGAUUCCCGUUUGAAGCUUACGACUUGUCGAAAUUUUUCGAUCGUUCUAAAUGCCGAUAAGCAUUUGAAAUUUUCAUCGGACGAAAAUCCGGACAUGUUGUGUGAUGCCAAGCAUUUUCUGGAACAUCCUGGACCGGCAUCAUUGAAGCGAGAAGCUUUACUAAACUCCGACUUGCCAUUUGAAGAAGUGAUGAAGAGAUACCCCAAGUACAUUCAGAAACGCACGAGUGGCGAGAAGCAUCGAGAAUCAGAUCGUUUGCUUCUUGAUGAAUGUAAAGUUUUGAAGAAGAUGGGACUGUGCGAGCUGCUGCAAUCUGAUGCCCGCGUGACACGACGCGCAAUUGGUUCAUCCUUCCGACCUGAAACGAACUUGAAAAAGUCUAUAAUACGUGCCAAGACUUUUCCACGUCUGAAGAAAGUGUCUGUUGGAAAGUCGUUGGCAUCACUGAAUGGCCCGAAGAACGAAAAGAUUUUUCGAGUGAAUGUUCUUGUGACGCAAAGCUCAGGCGGGAAAGUGCCUUACGCAAAGCGUAAUCCUCAGGAAGAUGAAGUUGAACAAUCGAAGGAAACAAUACCUCAAGCAUUACCAACGCCGAAUCCGUUGAAAAACGGAAUUGGUGGCCAAAUCAACAGAAAAAAACAGUCACCAGUGUCACAUUUGCAUUCAGCUGAAUUGCAACAUAGCUUCCUGGAAAAUUACGGAGCACUUUGCGUCACCAUGAUUGAAUCCUGUCUUCGUGACCAAGUAGCAGCCGAAAAGUCUCGGGAGCCUUUGGAACGUUUUCUAAAAAAUUUGAAUUCGAAAACGAGUGCUCCCAAGAACUUGAAUUUCAAGCAAGUAACCGUUGUUGGAUUGAUGGUAUUGAUCCUUUCGCUCGCAUUUAUCUGCGGAAGUGAUCGUAUUGGUCGUGUCGGAGAAGCCGUCGUGCGUCUUGCUGCUAUUCAGUUUCUUCCGUGGUUCGAUUGGACCACGCUUUAUUACUCUCAGUGCAUCUGGAAAAAUCGGGCGUUUGGUUUAUCCACUUCCCGAAUCGAGAAUUGCUUGAGUUGCGAGGUGCAUGAUGCUGUUUCAGUGUGGGAGAAUGCAGACAUCGAAAACGUUUCGGAUGCUUUGAAUUUCCGCGUUCCGUUCAUAAUUUCUGGAGGAUUAGAUGAAUGGAAGCCUGUAAAAGAUCUUGACUUUGGAGUCUCAACAAUUGUUGACUCGUUUGUCGACGUGAUGAAGACGAAUGGAGGACCUGUUGUCUGUAAGUUGAUGACAAACCUCAAGUCGAAUCGCUUCGAAUUCAUCGAUGCCGCCAAAGCAGCGACGAAAAAUGCGAUUACUCCGGAAAAUUGUGAAACCCCAGAGAUAAAAACGCUUCGAAAAUUUUACUCUCGUCUGAGUGUUUUCCCACUCUCUCUGGACUUGUCAGACACCAACUGGGUGUUCAUUUCCUCCAUGUACUUUUCGCGGGUUUACAAAGACGUGCCGUUCUCCUCCACGUUUUUUGUGUUGACUCAAGUAAAAGGUGAAAUGGAUCUCAGGUUGACGCCUGUCAAGUCGUGUUCUGAAGUUUGUCAAGAAAUUCACCUGACUUUGCGAAAAAAUCAAACGCUGGUGGUUUCCGGAGAACUUUGGCAAUUGGGUUAUUUAACGAACCCCUAUGGAGACGAAAACGUGGCGUUUGGGAUAAGAUUUUCUCGUUUCAGAAUCGAGGCCAUCUUACUUGCGAAGAUGACAUCAGCAGCUAAUGGAAUUCCCAUCGUGCAGAUUCAUCGAGGCAAUUGGGAGGAGCUUCAGGGUAUGUUAAAAGAAGCUAUUUCAAACGCAGCAUUCGUCGCGUUCGAUCUUGAGCUUUCAGGCAUUGGGAACCCGCGAGACUUGUCAUUAUGGGACCUGGACCACCGUUAUGAAAAAAUUUGCGAGGUUGCUGAUUCGCGUUCUGUGUUAUCCCUCGGUCUUUCUUUCGUACGAUUCCUUACGUCACACGAAAUUUUCCCACAAAAUGAACCCAAGGAAGGAGAUGUGCCACAUUACAGUCGAACGUUUCUGGCGCAAAAUUUCGACAUCUUGUGUUCUUGUCAGGAUCCAUUCGUGACAGAUCCAAAGGCGGCGGAUUUUUUGAUCAGAAAUGGGUUCGACUUCAAUCGGCAAUUGGCUUUUGGCGUGCCAUAUUUUCGUGGUGCCCCGGAUUCUUCUGCUAAUCAUCCGCAGAUAAGGGAUUUGAUCAUGGACAUUAUUCGAAAGCGAGUACCCAUGGUCUGCCACAAUGGCCUGGUGGAUGCUUCCUUCCUCUUUCGACAUUUUCUUGGACCCAAACUGCCGAUUGACCUGAGGAAAUUUGCAAAUGACAUGUACUCCGUGAUCUGUGCUCCUGGAAAAGUCGUCAAGGAAGGGGGCUUAUACGACACCAAGUACAUUUCCGAGUUCGUCGCUCGAAUGGACGUGACCUAUCUACUGUACUUGUAUCGAAAAAUAAUGAGCAUCAACGAGGACAAGAUGAAGAACGGGAAAAAUCACGUGAUAUUUCUGUUCCCGAAGUUUCCUGUGAAUUAUCCGCAUCUGGAAGUAUUGCCGGUGACUGUUGAGGAUGUCACUGGAAAUAAGGGAGCAGCUGUUGAAGUGUGCGAAUCAUACGCACUUCAUGGCUUUUGCCGAAAAUCCCCCAAGUGUCCGAAUUCUCACGAUAUUGACGACGUACUCAAGUGGGAGAAAGCCGGCGGAAUGCCGAAAACAGCAGGAGCGCGAAGAAGGGAAAGACGAAAGAGGAAAUUGAACAGAGAAGCGGAAGAUUCUUCUGAACCACAAAAUGGCAAAGCCGGUGGAAUGCGAGAAGCAUCAAACGAGCGAAGAAUGGCGGAAGAGUCUUCUGAACCACAAAUUGGCGAAGCCGGUGAAGUACGAAAAACAUGUCGAGAGCGAAGAAGGGAAAGACGAAGGCUGAAAUUUGCUGCAGAUGCUAACAAAGAGACGGAAGUGUCUUCCGAACCGCAAAACGACUCAGAUUCGAAGCUAAAUGGCGAAGUACCGAUUUGUUCCGCGACGGAAAAGAGCUCUCAAGGGAAUGAGGAUUCGGAUCAGAGUCAAAGAGUGCAUCGUUCCGGUUAUGACGCGUAUAUGACAGCGCAUUUGUUUGCAGUUAUGGCGUGUACUUAUGCUAAGCCAAGAAUGCCCGCUGUUCCUCCGAGUUUCCGGCCGACGGAAAGCGGCUUAGAUCAUUGCGCGAAUAAGAUUUAUCUAAGUGGGAAGAAGCAUGCGUUGCACUUGUACGCUAGUGGCACUGAACGCGAUUGGAAGCCGAACUUACAAAGGUUGCCGUUGUGUUGGAAAACGUGCGAAAAAGAAGACGAAGACACGCUUUUGCGGCGAAUUUGCGAAGCUUCAUUGCCUAGAUUCGCGUUUUUCUCUGGUGACUUGGAAUUCAGAGACGCGCGGAAUGAAAAAGCGCUUUGCUGGUCUUCAAGAAUACCUCGUUCGUUACCCCAACCGGAAUUCUUGUUGCCGCAAAUUGAACAGACUUUGCGAAAUAAACCGGAUUAUUGGAUCGCUGAUUACAUCGGGGAAAAUGGUCAGGGCUUUUGCGCCUUGUUGAAUUUUCUGCAGCAGAAGCAGAAUGUUUUGCCGUUGCAUCGGCUGUCUUCGAUUGAUUUUUUGAAGCACGGCCCAAAAUUUUUGGAUGAGGAGUCUCUUCCGGAAACGGUGCUGUAUGAAAUGCACCUGGGUUUACUCUGUGUGCAAGCUGUUGUUUGCACCCGUGCCGGAAACGCCAUCGCAGUCCGGAGUUCCCUCACUGCCGUCCGUUUGCUCAUGUUUUGUUUCUACUUUGUCAAAUACGAGACAAAGUGUAUCAUUUUGGAAACUUUGGUGUCUUUGGCCGUGACUCCCGCUGGGCAUCGUGCCGUUGUCAAAAGCCUCUGGGACCUGGAGACGGAAAUGUUCUAUGGGUGCAACGUUUUUGCACCUUUUUGCACGAUCCUGAGCGAGUUCUUAAACUCUGGAUACCUGAGGGGCGCUGUUUCUUUGGUCCACUUUCUGAAUGUCGUCGCUUAUUUCAACGAGAGUUUCAAACACAGGAUCACUUGCCAGGUCAAAUUGGAUGAAGCUGGGAUACUUAGUUAUUUGGAGUGCAUCAAAAACGGCGAAUUCAACGUUCGCAUUGUACCUGCCUUGAAAGACGCUGUUGUGGCGUUUUUUAAAAACGUGAUCGAUCUCGGAAGUCUUGGCUUGGAUCGUAUUGCCAUUAGUUCCCUGUCGCAAGCUUUGAGAAAAUCAGGGAUGGCGAACAAACGGCUAGAAGAACAAUUGUCGCAUGUGGAGGCUAUGCACGCUGGGUAUUGUUUGGUUUGUAGGGACAUGGACGUAUCCUGCAAAGCUCGUCUGCGACAUGUUCUUGAAGAAAAUUCGCGUUUGAAAGAGGAAAACAAGCCUCAGAUCGUACCUCUUCCGAGUCGAAUACGAACUCUGGAGCAAAUGGGCAAUCGUUUGGACGCCGAAAUGGAUUCCCUUGGGUUUGAGAAGACCGUCGUGGAUUCAACUUACUCUUCUGUGGAUCCUUCAGUUGAAGUCGAGCUGUCCAAAAGGGUUGAAUACCUUGAAAACUUGUACAAGUCCUUCGAAAUCCGACUCAAAGUUCGCGAGCAAACUGAAAAGGUAAACAAAGAUUGGGAUCUUGGAGCCGCCUCGGAGACUCAAGCAUUGGUCGUCGCUGAAAUGAAAGAAGUAGCUUGUCAAUUUCCUGAUCCAAGUCUUGUUGGAGAUAAGUUAUUGGAGAAGGCAGUUACUGAAGGAUUAACCCAGUUGAGUGAUCCAGUGGUUAAACUCGAAAAGGCGCCUCCGGUAAUAGUGAUGGCGCCUCCUGCCCCGCCGCCGCCGCCACCACCACCGCCGCCGCCUCCUCCUCCUCCUCCGCCACCUCCACCACCUUUUCCUGGGAGUUCAAUACCAUUACCGACCUUGAACCCUCCCCCAAAUGCGGACGCCCCAAAGUCGGCUGUUCCCCUUGUUUCCCUGGUGUGGAAAGUGAUAUCAAAGCAACCCGGGAAGAAAUCCGUCUUCUCCGAAGCGGAAACAAAGAAAGUUUGGGAUUCCGUGAACCUGGAAGAAUUGGCGAAAGAUUUUGCGAAGAAGCCAACAGCUGAAGGUGACACGGUUCGAAUUCGCGGAAAUUCCACGCCUGCCAACGCGUUAGUGAAGUCCAGUGCAAAAAAGCUGGGUAAAUGUCUGCUGAAGCCCAACAGGCACAGGAACAUUGAAAUAGGAAUGAGGAAGUUGAAGAAUCCCGUGGACGCGAUUGUGAAGGGUAUUGAAAACAUGGCGGCGGAUUAUUUGCAUUUUGAGACCUUGGAAGCCUUGUCUCAAAUGGUUCCAACUCAAGAAGAAAUGGAUAUUUACCGGAAUUUUGCUUCGGAAGGCGGCGAUAUUCGCACCCUUUCGAAAGAAGACCAAUUCUUCUUCAAGUUGAGCCAAAGCAAUUUCGACGUGAUAGGACCAAAGUUGAAUCGUCUCACGAGAGCUGCUGAUUGCGUGAUGAAGUCGCAUAAGUUGAAGCGCAUUCUCGAGAUUUUGUUCGCGAUUGGAACUAUUUUCGAUGCUUCUAAUCGAAGUUCCAUGAGACCAAAGCAAGCCUGGGGAUUUUUUGUCUCGAGCUUACCCGCGUUUUCUGGCUUGAAAUCGUUGAUAAGACCUCAGUUCACUUUGCUGCAUUUCGUGGUUCGUUUCGUCGCGGUUCACUUUCCUGAAUGUUUGGAAUUCCCGGAAGAAAUCCGUGACAUUGAACCGGCUGCUGCCAUUUGUGUCGCAGAAUUGAAGAAGCAGCUCAAUGACAUUUCCGACUCGUUGAAUACUGUGAAAAAUGAGCUUGAGAAUUGUUUGGAGGAUCUUCCUGCUAAAAAUCUCAAUGAAACUGAUGUUCAAGCUUCAACUGUGCAAACGAUUUCGCUGCAGUCCCCUGUGAAAAUCACCCCUGUUCGAACACAGAAACCGGUUUCUAGAAGGAUCGCAUUGCUUCCAACUGCGAGUCGAAGUGAUACUCAAUACUCAGGGAAUCGUCCUAGAAACUCUCCAGCGAUGUCCGCAUCUCCUAAACUCGGGCGACGAAGCAGAGCCGGAAGUGUUGGUUCAUCCGGAGACCGAGGCCCGGGUUUGCGAACCCUCAACACUUCCAUAACCCCUCGACGCGAUCCCCCCGACGAACCCGGAAGUGUAACCCGAAAUAGGUGCUUGGAAAAUGUGCGAACAUUCCACGCCCGCGCAUCGUCCGCUUUAUCCGACAUGUCAAGCUUUUACGACUCCGUUUUUGAGACUUUGCUGCAUAUGCUGGAAUAUUUUGGCGAGGAGAAACCGGACGUGAAGAUGGUGAAGCCCUUGUUUGAAAACUUGGUCAGGUUUUACAAGGAUUUCGAUCAAGCCCGACACGAUAUUGAGUUGUGGGAGAAACAAGAGUUGAAACGGAGUUUGCCAACCCCGAAAUCAGUUAAAGCCCGGGGGCGUUUAUCCGGUGCAGAAAUACGUCAGAGACUCUCACUUCUACGGUGAUGAAUGCAUACAUUCGAAAAGUUUCCCCGGGUGGAGCAAAAACAUUGGACGCAAAGAUUAUGCGAUUUCUUUUCAUCUUCCGUUCACUUUUCUGUUUAUUACGUGAAGCUCUCUUUUUUUUUCUUUUUUGGUCUAGCGAAUGUUGCGGUUUUCGCCAAUCGUCAAU